Ipomoea nil (Japanese morning glory) is the source of this 2159-nucleotide messenger RNA. Its product is annotated as external alternative NAD(P)H-ubiquinone oxidoreductase B2, mitochondrial-like. NCBI's taxonomy places the organism in Eukaryota, Viridiplantae, Streptophyta, Magnoliopsida, Solanales, Convolvulaceae. The record is from RefSeq and is a predicted model, not a curated record. Gene Ontology annotation, molecular function: calcium ion binding; NADH dehydrogenase activity. Bases 177 to 1910 code for a protein of 577 amino acids. The transcript has 10 exons.
UUUGAUUUUCUACGCAUGCGUUACAUAUUCUCUGCCGACCACAGCUAACCACCUCCUCUGCUUUUUCAUUUCUUUCCACAAAUACAUACGCAUAUAGCAUUCAUAGCUACAAUAUAAUAUACACUCAGCAGAUUUGAUCGAACUCGAUCUGAAGUUUUGGAAGAUCAAGAUUCAAGAUGCAGAGAGCAACACUGAUUCAGAGGUUUUCUAACACCUUCCGCGCCAAUUCUAAGCUUUCUAAGCUGCUCAUUGUUGUUACUGUCAGUGGUGGAAGUCUUGUGGCAUACUCUGAAGCAACAAAGCCAUAUCACAUUGGUGAUGAUGUCAAUGGCAAGAGAAAGAAAGUGGUGGUACUUGGAACUGGUUGGGCUGCAACUAGUUUCUUGAAAAAUCUGAAGGAUCCUUCAUAUGAUGUCCAGGUGAUAUCACCCAGAAAUUACUUUGCAUUUACUCCUUUGCUGCCAAGUGUAACAUCUGGCACAGUUGAAGGCCGCAGCAUUGUUGAACCAAUUCGAAACAUUAUCAGAGGGAAAAAUGUGAAUAUGCAUUACUCUGAAGCUGAAUGUGUCAAGAUUGAUGCAAAAAACAAAAAAGUUUAUUGUCGAACUAAUCUGAACACUGAAGAGAAGGAAGAAUUUGCUGUUGAUUAUGAUUACCUUGUGGUUGGUGUUGGAGCUCGUGUGAAUACAUUCAACAUUCCCGGUGUAGUAGAGAAUACCUAUUUCUUGAAGGAAGUGGAAGAUGCCCAGAGAAUCCGAAGGUCUGUUAUAGACUGUUUUGAGAAAGCCAGUCUACCUAACCUCAGUGAUGAAGAGAAGAAAAGAAUGCUUCAUUUUGUUAUUGUUGGUGGCGGCCCAACUGGUGUGGAAUUUGCAGCACAGCUCCAUGAUUUUGUCAGUGAUGAAGUAGUUAGAUUAUACCCAAAGGCCAAGGAUUUCGUGAAGAUAACACUGGUUGAAGCAACAGAUCAUGUAUUGAAUAUGUUUGACAAAAGAAUCACAGCUUUUGCUGAAGAGAAGUUCAAGAGAGAUGGAAUUGAUGUGAAGACAGGGUCAAUGGUUGUGAAGGUAUCAGAUAGCGAAAUUUCUACUAAAGAUGCAAAACGCGGGGAGGUAACCUCUACACCUUAUGGAAUGGUUGUAUGGUCUACUGGCAUUGGGAUUCGACCUGUGAUAAUGGAUUUUAUGAAGGAGAUUGGUCAGGGCAAUAGACGUGUUCUUGCAACAGAUGAAUGGCUAAGGGUUGAAGGAUGUGACAAUGUAUAUGCAAUAGGGGACACUGCCACUAUCAAUCGACGCAAAGUUAUGGAGGAUAUUGCGGCUAUAUUUCGUAAGGCAGAUAAGGAUAGCUCUGGAACAUUAACAGUUAAAGAUUUCCAAGAAGUCCUUGCUGAUGUGUGUGAAAGAUAUCCUCAAAUGGAGCUAUACUUGAAGAGCAAACAGAUGAGAAGUCUGGUUGAUUUGGUGAAAGAAGGAAAAGGGGAUGAUGUUAAAGAACCUGUUGAGGUUGAUAUUGAAGAGUUCAAAUCAGCUCUCUCCAAAGUGGAUUCUCAGAUGAAGAAUCUUCCUGCCACGGCUCAGGUUGCAUCUCAGCAAGGCGUUUAUCUUGCAAAUUGCUUUAACCGCAUGGAAGAGUGCGAAAAGAAUCCAGAGGGUCCAAUCCGGUUUAGGGCAGAAGGGCGCCACCGCUUCCAUCCCUUUAGAUACAAACACUUUGGACAAUUUGCACCUCUGGGAGGAGAGCAAACAGCAGCACAGCUUCCUGGAGACUGGGUUUCAAUCGGCUAUGGAACACAAUGGCUUUGGUAUUCUGUCUAUGCCAGCAAGCAAGUUAGCUGGCGUACAAGAGCAUUGGUGGUGUCUGACUGGAUGAGAAGAUUCAUUUUUGGGAGAGACUCUAGCCAACUCUGAGUGAGCUCUUAUACACACAUCUUAUGGACUCUAAUGAGAGUUUAUUGAGGCAUUCUUUCACUUACUAAAACUCAGAAAUUCUUUACUGUUAUUUUUCCACAUUCAAUUCUUUCAAGAAACUCGAAUUUGCAGCUGAUUAGCUCUGUCAAGAACACCUUUGGUUUCCAGUUUUGAGUUUUCAAUCAAUAAUCAGGAAACAGGGAAAUUACUUUUUGUUGUCUUUCUAUGCAGAAUGUUAACUACUUACUG